AGAUGUUUAUUUAUUACAUACAUACCUGUUGUCUGUACUUGGGAUAAACAUGGCAGAAAGAGUACAUAGUGACUCUGUAGCAGGCACAAGGUGAGUAAUACUCCAGCAAACUAAGGCAAGACAGCGAAAAACAAACACAUGGUUAAUAAGAAUUAAUUUUGGAGACUGGACGUAUUACACUGCUCUCAACUCACAGCCAUGGCCGCUUGAAACAGGAGCACAGACAACUAUUCAGAGUAGCGCAGAUGGCACGCUAAGGCACAACCAUGCUGUGUAUGGGCGAGAGGUACCCAUCAGAAUUUGGUGACCGCACAGACUUGGAGCCAGACUUGCUCAAUUUUAAGAAGGGAUGGAUGUCCCUGCUUGAUGCCAAUGGAGAGUGGAAGAAACACUGGUUUGUCCUGACUGAUUCCAGCCUCAAGUAUUACAGGGAUUCCAAUGCAGAGGAGGCAGAUGAGCUGGAUGGGGAGAUUGAUCUCCGGACUUGCACCAACGUGCCUGAAUUUGCCGUACAGAGAAAUUAUGGCUUUCAGAUUCAUACACGUGAAGGUGUGUUCACACUUUCUGCUAUGACUUCUGGGAUACGCAGGAACUGGAUUGAGGCACUGAGAAAAAAUGUGCACCCUGUCAGCAUCCCUGAUGUAACCAAAUUGUCUGAGAGUAACAAGGAGAAUACCUUUGUUCCACCACGAAACACAACUAAUCGGCCUGAAGAGUUACGUUUGGGAUCAGAAGUCAAGCAUAGGAAGGUAGAGUUUACCGGCACCCGACACAGUUCAUUCGAUUAUGUCGAGCUGUCCCCACUUUCUCCAGGGGACGAAAGGGAUCAGAGGUUAGAAGAACGUAGGCGCUGGUUUGAAGCACCCCCUAUCGGAGAGACACAUACCGCUCGUCGUGUUCCUCAAGUGCUUACGGAGGAGCAGAAGCAGAAAGCUAAUGAGGAGAUAGAAGCUAAGUGGAAGGAACUAGAACGUCUUCCCCUCAGAGAUUCCAAACAGACCCCCCUGACCUGUCUUUUAGGAGGAGGAAGGAACAAACUGGGGGACAGCGAUGGAGCACUAGAAAAACAGAUUCAGAGUCUGAAGCUACAGCUGGAAAAAGCUAAAAGAGAGCUAGAGUCUCAGAAAUCAGGAAGUGCUGUUCCUUCUGGCUACAUUUCACAGGAAGCCUGUGAACGAAGUCUUUCUCAGAUGGAGGCUUCCCACCAACAGCUGAUGUCUGAGCUCCAGCGACACCAUGAAUGGGAGAUACAGAGGCUACGGCAGGAGAAAGAGCAGCUGCUUGCAGAAGAGGCAGCUGCCACCGCAUCUGUGAUUGAAUCUAUUCGUAAUGCACAUAAAGAGGAGCUGCAGAGAGAGGUGGAGAAAGCCCGGUCAUUCCAGCAUGGUGGUUCUGCAUCACAAGAUUUGCUUCGCCGACAAAACCAGUCUGAAAUGGUAUCUGUAAGGCGGGAAUUGCAGGCUUUAUCUGAGCGUUACUCGCAGAAAUGCCUAGAGAUUAGUGCACUGAACCAGGCUGGGGAGGAGAGGGAGAAGGAACUACAAAGAUGUCAGACAGAGGGACAGGAGUUGCUGAAGCAGAAUCAGGAACUGAACAAACGUUUGUCAGAGGAGAUUGGGAAACUUCGAUCAUUAACUGCAAGCAAUGGCCCCAGUGAUGGAACUCGCCAAGGGGAAAAGAACAGCACGGAGCUUGAGGUUUUACUGCGUGUAAAAGACAACGAACUGCAAUAUUUGCAAAAGGAAAUUUCCUGCCUACGUGAAGAUCUUGAGAAUAUGCAAAAGGAUAAGCGUUAUGCCUCAGAGAAAUACAAGGAUAUUUACAUGGAACUCAACAAUAUUAAGAGUCGCUCAGAGCGUGAGAUUGACCAGCUAAAGGAACACUUGCGGUUGGCAAUGGCAGCACUGCGUGAAGAGGCCGCACUGCGGAACAGUGUAGGAGAAUAAUGAGCAGAUCUAUGUUCCCAAAAGAUGGAGAUGUAUCAUAUGCACAUAUAAGAACACUGUGAUAUCAAGACUCCACCUCCUGCUCCACAGACCUGCUUCCUUUAUAUGUGAAUCACAGAUUUUUAUACAGUUCUUAUUUUUAUUAUUAAACAGGGAUUUUUCUCUUCUGUGUGUCACAGCUGAAUCAACGUCACAAGGUCACAUAGCCCAGAAGAGUUUCCGUGUGUGCGGAGGCCUGCUGGGAAAUCACCACAUUAUCUGUUACAGAUGCUAAAUUGUAAAUGAUUGUAUUUAAAUGUCAGUCGUGGAUGUAAGGGGAGCAGUGUUAAACACUGGAGUGGCCCGUGCAUUUCCUAAAAUGGCACUGGAUGAAGUUGGGGUGCUUUAUAAGAGCACAGGGUGGGUGCUAUGGGCAGCAGUACAAGAACAACUGCAUGGGGGGAGAAAUGAACAACACUGGGUCUUCAAUGUUUAUUUGUGAUGAGUGUGUUGGAAUGAAGUAAGAGUGAUGUAUUGUGUGCCCAUUAGUGGGGAUAAUUAAAGACUGUGCAGCAAUGUGAGGGUUUGGUAUCCUAUAUAACAUACUGUCUUAACUCAUACCCUGUGAACAACUGAGCAUUUUAGACUAUUAUUAUGGCCUAUCUAAGAUAAGCAGCAAUUGCCGACGUUACUGUAUUGUUCCUAAGCAAGCUUUUUAUUUGCAUUUGUCAUUAUGGUAUAGCUGGAAAGGAUAUGGCUUUUGGUGCUAAAUCACACUGUCUGAACAGAAGUGUGGACAAUAGGAUGUGGCUUAAAGAUACUGUGCAUUUAUGUGAAAUAGAAAGGCUCUGAAUAUGUACAGCCCCCCUCUUAAUCUAACCAGAUGUACCAUAUACCUCUUCAUAAUCUCAUCUGGCUUUAAAUGUUUGUACGUCUGCAUAAGUUGACCUUAAAGUGUCAUAUUUUUAUGGAGUAAAAAAAGUCCAAUCUCGUCAAGCAGCCAAGAUAUCAUUUUUAUUGUCACUCUAAUUGUGUAUUUUUUCUGUAUUUAACAUCCUACAUGCUCCAAAUUUGCACUGGAUUGCUUCACGCAGUGGAUCGUAGAACAGUACUUAAUGAACAAACAGACCUGCACUUAAAGUUGAAAAAUUACCAAAAUACCCUAUUUAUUAGCAGGAUUUAUCUUUCAUUUUAUGUCUCCUCUAAUAAGAAACUAUCCGUUCUAGUAAACUUCUGUCCGUAUAGCCUCAAUAAAGCUUAGACCAAAGGGUGGAGCUGCAUGGAUGACACUCGGACAGCCAUGUUUGACCCUUGUGUCUGUGCUGCUGCCUAGGUUUAAAGUAGUGUCUCACAGUUAUUUAGCCUGCUGUAUCCUGUAAUACAAUAGACAUAAAUAACAUUUCUAGACUAAUUCCUGUUAAGCUCAUUGUCCUUGCACAAACAAGUGCAGCCUUGCGAGGAAAGGCUGAAGUUGCAGGUUUGGUAUUUAAAUGGUUUUGCUGAACUGGCUGAAACAGGAAGGAAGUUAUUGAGUGUUUCUUUGGGGCCUGAGUAUAUUUGCAUUUUACAUAAGGUAAAGUUAGGCCUACCAUUUUGCUUGCCAUAACUAAAGCAUUUAGGGACACAGUCGCUAUUGUGAGGUGACACAAAAAAUACACCAGCUAAAGUCCCUACAGAUCUGUGUAUGUAGGCCGAGAAGGAAGAAGUGUCCUAUGAACACAAUCACCUUUCUUCUCUUACGUAUGGAAGGGAUAUUUUUCCUUCAACUCUUUAUUGAAUGGUUUUUAAUAGUCUUUCAAAUCUAUUAUUACAAAUAUAGGGGCAGAUUUCUCAAAGUGUGACAUUAGAGCUCACCACAGUAAAUUUCCCCCAUUUUCUAUUCAUUCCUAUGGGAUUUUUAGAGUUAUAUUUUACUGUGGUGAGCUCUAAUUUCACCCUUUGCUAAAUCUGCCCCAUAGAGUGAAGGAAUGUUUAGGACAUGCAAUAAGCUUAUGGCAUCAGAAUUUACUUUCCAGGGACAGGUAAAUAGAAAAUAAAUCUUUUUUUUAGAAUGCAUUUCCCUUUGUCACGGUCUGAAAUGUAUCUGCAUUUUGGUUUGUGAACCAACGGUUAAGAGAAAAUUGUAAUGGAUUUCAUUUAUCUAGAGAUGGUUAAUGACAAUUUGCCAUUGUGCCUUAAGUAAACGGGGUUAUUUAUUGAGCUUGUGACGUCUAUGGACUGAUAGCCUUAAGAAUCCCACCUUGUAUUUUAUACUCUGCAAAUGUGUAACUCUUUUUACUCACCUUUCUAAUAAAGUCCUGUUUGUAUUUGAA
This is a messenger RNA of Xenopus tropicalis (tropical clawed frog), 4237 nucleotides long. RefSeq names its product TRIO and F-actin binding protein (gene triobp). Gene Ontology annotation, cellular component: actin cytoskeleton; cytoskeleton. The coding region runs from base 267 to 1946 and encodes 559 amino acids. Lineage: Eukaryota; Metazoa; Chordata; Amphibia; Anura; Pipidae. The record is from RefSeq and is a predicted model, not a curated record. The transcript is spliced from 14 exons.